Molecule: messenger RNA, 573 nt
Organism: Didymodactylos carnosus
Lineage: Eukaryota; Metazoa; Rotifera; Eurotatoria; Philodinida; Philodinidae
Source: the annotation of a GenBank genome assembly
AUGGAAUCUGUUGUGUCCAAUUCUCUUGCGCAAGUUUACAAUAAUAAGUCUGACGACAAAGAACUUAACAAUGAGACAACAAAUCAGUUGGAAGCAACACCAAAAGAUGUUUGGGGUCCAUUUUAUGUAAUGAAUGCACCGUUCCGUGCAAAAAUUUCUCCAAUUGACGCCAUCGGUAUUCCGCUAAUGAUAUCUGGUCGAGUAUUUGGUUUAGACACGAAGAAAGGACUUCCAUUUGCUGUAGUUGAUAUCUGGCAUACAUCACCUGAAGCUGUGUAUGAUUAUCAAGAAGCUGAUCCUACCAAAAUUUAUCCAUAUCGUGAAGAACUAAAUACGCAUGGUCGAUCUACAAACUAUGAUUAUCGUGCAAGAUUAGUAACAGAUGAAGGUGGACGAUAUGAAUUUGAAACUGUUAAACCUGUACCAUAUUUCGAUACAGAUGAUUCAACUUGGAGAUGUCCACAUAUUCAUUACUAUGUACAAUCGCAUGGAUAUAAACCGUUGGUGACACAGCUCUACUUUCAUGGUGAAGAAAAAAAUGAUAUUGGUAAGAAAACAUUUGCUUUUGCAUAA